Letharia columbiana is the source of this 1605-nucleotide messenger RNA. RefSeq lists its product as uncharacterized. The record is from RefSeq and is a predicted model, not a curated record. The transcript has a single exon. Lineage: Eukaryota; Fungi; Ascomycota; Lecanoromycetes; Lecanorales; Parmeliaceae. The coding region runs from base 1 to 1605 and encodes 534 amino acids.
AUGGGCACUCGCGGAUACAGAAUCAUCAAAUUCAAAGGUCGUUUCUGGAUCUUCUACAAUAAUUAUGACAGCUAUCCUGAUGGUCUUGGAAAGUCACUGGUGAAUGGUAUCCCAGUGGAUCCUGAAGAGUAUCAGAAGUGGCUCCAGUCUCAGCGCGACUUCUUCGCCAAAUGGGACUCGCUACUACAGAAACUCUUGAUCAUCCAGCCUGAGGAUAUGCACAAGCUCCGCGAAAAUGAGCCUUACAGGCCUAUCUUCCACGCUGCAUUUGAUGACAGUUUACCGCAAGAUGCCCCACCCUUUUAUGCAUCGGGGUUCGCUGACGGCUACAUCGAAUGGACCUACACCAUCGACCUCGACCGAGAAGUCUUCUCUGUUGAUAGCGGUGCCCACUUCCGCCUGAAACAUAUCCCCCGAAAUGAUGAGUGGAUUAAGGCGCUCUUUCUUGACACCGAGGGCAAUCGAUUUUUGCUACCGCAACUUCUUCCUGCAGAUUCAAUCGCUACUUUGUCGUUAGACCCGCCAAGCUUUACAGUCUCCACAGAAUAUGAGACGUUGCAGACGAGACUAGUCAGACCCAAGAGCCUUGAUCACAUCCCGCGCUCCUGCCUCACCGGACCUCGACUUCGGUGGAUGUUGUUCGACUUCUUCCAACAAUCACAGCAACGAGAUCUUUGUGUCACUUUACUUGGCUGGCAAGCCCAAGAUUUGCCGUUCCGUGAGCUUGCGUUUUUUAUCCUCUGCCUUGCUGCUGGUGGCGAAAAUCUUGCUCUAGUGGAUCAACGCCACGCCCAAAAGCCGUAUGGCGAGGGUUUGUACCUCGGAAUGAUAACAGGCAACGAGUCUGAGGGCGAUCCAGAGUUGGCAUCUUCGUUAGGGGUCGGGUAUCACAUGGAUGGCUUACCGGAGGGCUCCGCCCCAGAGGAAACGAAGUACUGGUUCGAGGGAGCCUUGAUCUGUCUAACACCACAGCUGGACUAUCCUGGCGUUUUUGAAAAGGCCAUCGCCAAUGCUAUAGAGUAUGGACGUGCCAACUGUACCCAAAAAUCCUUCAAUGCAGUCCUCAUAUCAAUUGAGCAUCUGGUUCUGAUCAAGUCAAGGCCAGAUGGGAGUGUUGAUCAUACGGAACUCAUGCCCCUGGUAUCUAUUAACACUAACCUUUCCAAGGACUCUCGGGCGAGAUAUGGCGAUGAAGCGCUUGACGCAUUCUAUGAUGCAAGAUUUACCAAGAAUAUCAAAAAGAUCGACGAAGAUUUCGACACAACGGAUGUUGAGCGAGUCAGGCAACAUUUAGGCCAGCAGGAUGGUAAGAGCGACUGUGGUGAAGACAGUAACGAAGACGUGAAAAGCGAGGAGCAUGGUCAUGAAGGGAAAAUCGGGGAGGGAACGAAAGAUGUUUACGUAGAAGCGAAAGGAGAGGAUAAAGAUGCGGUGAAAGAGUCUGAGGAAACGGAGGCGAGCGAAGAAGAUGCGAGAACGAGCGACGAAGGGAGCGAAAGGGAGCGAAUACGAGGUGGAGCUAAUCCAAAAGGCUCCAGUGACGAAGGCUUUGAUAAAGAAUUCCUUCGUGGCUUUGAUCCAAUUCUUCGAAGCUACAACCCUUGA